CUUCAGUCGCAACAGUGACGUCGAAUGUAAGUCAGCAGGUCAGUGUUUACAUCCAGUCUUAAACUAGCGUUGAGUAAGGCUCCACAAAAAGCCCGAAGAAAACAUUGGCGAGGACACUGUUAAACAAAGAAAUUAUCGUCCCUAAAGAGACCCGUCAGCGGUUUAAUAAUCACGUUGACCUUUAGGCCUGUGCUACAGAGACGCUGACAUAUGCGAUUCAAAUCCAGUUGAAAUGUUUUCAAGGCUUUUGGGGUUUUUCUUUCUUUCUUGGUGUUAAAUUUUUGGUUUCCAGCUCUGUCAGCCUAUUUUUCUGCAAGCCAACGCAGAAGAACUUGCUCCGAGUAAUACUGUUGCCCCAAGAAGAUGGGUGGAGCUGUUAGUGCUGGUGAAGACAAUGAUGAGCUGAUUGACAAUUUAAAAGAAGCCCACUAUAUCCGAUCUGAACUUGUGGAGCAGGCAUUUCGUGCAAUUGAUAGGGCAGACUAUUACCUGGAAGAGUUCAGAGAGAAUGCCUACAAAGAUUUAGCCUGGAGACAUGGAAACAUUCAUCUUUCAGCACCAUGUAUUUACUCGGAGGUUAUGGAAGCUUUAGACCUGCAGCCAGGUUUAUCUUUCCUUAACUUAGGAAGUGGGACAGGAUAUCUCAGUACUAUGGUGGGACUCAUCUUAGGUCCAUUUGGUGUAAACCAUGGAGUAGAGUUACAUGGAGAUGUUAUUGAAUAUGCUUAUCAGAAGCUAGACACUUUCAUCAAAACAAGUGAUAGCUUUGACAAGUUUGAGUUUUGUGAACCGUCUUUUGUGGCUGGUAACUGUCUAGAGAUUACUCCUGGAUGCCGCCAGUAUGACAGAGUUUACUGUGGAGCAGGGGUCCAACGAGAACAUGAAGAGUACAUGAGAAGCCUGUUAAAAAUUGGGGGAAUCCUAGUUCUUCCACUGGAAGAGAAGUUAACAAAGAUCACACGCACAGGUUCCACCACAUGGGAAACCAAAAAAAUUAUAGCUGUCUCGUUCGCUCCACUUGUCCAACCAAAAAACAGGAGUUCAGAAAAAACAAGAAUUGUUCCUCUUCCAAUUCUUGAAGUCCGGACAUUACAAGACCUGUCACGAAUUACGAUCCGACACACUUUAAAACUAAACUUAAACCAAGAUAAAGUAAAAAGUGGAAGUCUGACCAAGUAUUCUACUAAGUUCAAGCGAAAGAGGAUGUAUCGGCGACGCAUGGAUUCUGUUCUUUUAGCAAACAAGCAUAUGUUUGUUAGUCGUGUAAUCCCAAGUACAAUGGACAACAACAACAAUUGUGAUCAUGUGGAUGAAGAUCGUCUUGAAGAGGAUGAGGAAGCUGUGGAGGACCGGGAGCAGUAUGAUCUUAAACCUGAUCCUCCCAUCAACCUAUUAAGAGAGAAGGUCUUGAGUCUACCUCUCCCUGAGCCCCUUAAGUUGUACCUACUUUAUUACAGGGAGAAAUAACUUACUGUUCUUUUGUUAAAAAGUGUGAAAGACGUUCCAACCAUAAACAAAAAAGAUACGUAAUUUAUAAACAGGAAAUGCUUCAGCAGUCUCCAGCAUUAGUCUCUUUAACAUUUCUCACCUUAAAAUGAUGUGCAUUUCAAGACUUUUUUUAUAUUAAAAUUACAAAAUACUAUACUUUUUAAGAUUUUUUUGUGUAGCAGAAAGUAGUGGUCGAUGCUAUUUUAGCUUGGUAAGAUAAACCUAUAUAUUUAUCAUUUAAAAUAGUAUUUAACAUUAAUUGUCUUAAUUGUUCAGUUAUUCUUUAAGUCAGACCUACCAAAUAUUCCAUUCACUUUUUCUGUUGUUGGAAACAUCAAGAACUUCAAGGCAGUACCCAGAGUUUAUCAAAAUUGUAAAGAAAAGAAACCUUUCCUGACAUAUCGGAAUAUUUUGUUUCAAUUAUAAUGAAGCAUUCUGAAAGUGUAGCAUAUUUUUUCCAUAUUUUAGCAAAAUGUCUGCUUUCAUUUUAAAUUUUCUAAGAUUUUUGUGUUUUCAUUUCAUUCAUUCACAUUUGGUUGGGCAUUUUGUGGUUUAUAAGUUGCUUAACAGUGCCUAUGUGUUAAUAAAACUUAAACAAAUUUAUUAACAUUAUGAAGAUAUCAGAAAAGAAAGCUAAAUUUUAGAGAGCUAUUUUAUUCUUAUUUUCUUUAGUAGGAACCUACAUAGCAAGUAAUGAAAAACAAAUUAUUUUUUCUAAAAUGUUUUUCAGGGAAGAAAACUUUAAUUUGUUCAUAGUAUGGUAUUAGAAAGCAGAAAGUUUAGUAUCCUGUUCAAAUACUAUAUAUGUUCAUCAGUUGCUGCUGUUUGUGAAACUUAAAUUUAGGUAUUAUUUAUAUUUCAGCUCUUAAUUUUAUAUUUUAAACACCAUGGAAGGAAUGCCAUUAUGUGAAUUGGAUUCUGCUUCUUAAAAAUAAGGCUAUUAAUUAACUGCUGUUUCAAUUGAUUACAUCUUGCCUGAAGAAGGGGCCUGCGUUGCCUUGAAAGCUUGCAUAUUGUAAUCUUUCUUGUGUAGCCAAUAAAAGGUGUAUUUUUGCUUAACUUCUCACUACAUCCAUAAUUGCUAACAUGGUACAAGACCCUAGUACUACUGUUGUUUCAAUUUAAUAGAAAAAGUUGUCCAGUCAUUGAUAAUUUCAUUUUCGGAAAUAUUUAACCAUUCUGGUUGUAGUUCCAGUUUAACUGUCAGAAGAAAACUAUAUUGAGAUACUUAAAAUAGUUCAAAAUAUUAAAAAGAGCUGUGAAGUGCCUAUUUGAAAUCAAGAAACUUUUUGUUUUCUAAUUUAAAGGAAUGAUUGUCAGACAUUCUGCAUUUCUUUCUUUUUAUUGUUAUGUUCCAAAAAUAUGUGAAACUAGAAAGUAUAUAGUACCAUUCUUUAGUAAUCAGAGCUAUUAUACUUGUGAAAUAUUUACACAGAAACUUUGACAACUGAAGUUUUUCAUAUCUCUGUAGUAUUACUUCUUCAUUCAUGUUUAAAAAUAUCUUUUAAAUUGCAAAAGAUUGUGAACAUAUCCUAUGUUUUGUGCACUUUGGAUGCAGCAAUAUUCAUCGUUUGGUGGGAGAAUAAAAUGAAAGAUGGAGUGAUUUUUACUUCCUUUCAAAGGUAAGACUUUGAAUUGUUCAGAAGGUUAAGGUCCAGCUUGAAUUAAUGUCAUUAUUUAAUUCAUGCUCUUCUUGAGUAAAUAUAUAAAGAUGAAAGCCGAUUUAGAUGAGUUAACAUUUGAAGAAAAUCUGUUCAGUAUACCCCACCUUCAGUCUUUUAGCUAUUUUGACACAACAAUCCAUGUCUUCCAAGAAGUAAGAUGAAUAUUGUGAACACAUCUGUAAUUUUGCUUCCUUGAUUACAAGUAUAAAGACUCACUCACAUUUUCCCUUUUCUUAUAUAAUUCAGAUUUCUUCAAUCUCAUAGAUCCAUUAGUUUCAAGCAGGUGUUCUCCGCCAGAGAAAUGUAAUUCAUCACACUCCCCUCAGCCACUUCAAUACAAUCUUACUAAGUUGCUCUCUCCAAUGACACGUGUAUUUGAAAACUCAAAGAGGUAAGCAGUGUGUUUUUCAGUUUAAUUGAGUUAAAUACUUAUCACAGUUUUUUGAGUUUACCUCAGAGACCAGAGAUAAAAACAGUUUUUAAUGCAGUUUACCACGUGGCUGUUAAGCAACUGAAACAGAAGGAAUAUACUGUUUAGUUAUUGAAGCUCUUCACCAAAAUCAGAAUGCUUUAUGUUUUACUGAGUAAGCAUUCAGCUUUAAAAGACUACCUUAUGGAAUUUGCUCAUACCGGUUUCAAAUGGAUCAUUUAUUUAUUAUUUAUUUUUAAAGGGACCAGUAUUUAAUAUGAAUCAACUUUAUUAAAAGCAGGGCAAUUAUUCUAAAGCACUGAAAUUUUUUAAACCAUAUUUAUUGUAAGUAAAUAUUCAGAAUUAUUCAAAUACACUCUUUUUAAAUUAAUUGAAUUUGAAAAUGUACAUCUAAAAAUUGGUCGCCAUACAAAUGCAGUUUUGAUACUAUUAUCAUAAAUAUAUUAUUUAAAUUUUACUUGUGGUCAUUAGCAACUACUCUGCACAAAUUGUUAUGUUUUGUUUUGGUAUAUACAAUAUUAAAUACAAAUUUUAAAAUGUAUUUAAAAAAUAUACUAUACUAAAUGCUGUGUGAAAAUGUUUUUACUGUACAGGGUUGUCCUUUAAAAUUAGUUAUAGUGAGUUUAUGAUUAAAAUAAAGUUUAAAUCUGAUACAGAAAUGUCUCAAAGUUGUGUAUGGAAAAGAAAAAAGUGACCAAGUCAGUGGUUCAUUGAAUUCUUCUCCACCCAAUAAAUACUGUGUUAAAUAGAAGGAACUGUUUAAUCAUUUUUAAAAAAAUGGAUUUGUUAUGUGGAUUAAAUUGUGAUAACCUGGUGUUAGUUUUGGAAUGUAAAUCAAACUAUUUCCAAAAUAAUUUGUAUCCUUCAUUUGCUUGUAAUUUUGUAUACCUUUUCUUAAAAAGUAUAACUUCUCUUAUAUGUACUAAAGUGAA
This is a messenger RNA of Erpetoichthys calabaricus (reedfish), 4514 nucleotides long. It is a transcript of the gene pcmtd2a, whose product is annotated as protein-L-isoaspartate (D-aspartate) O-methyltransferase domain containing 2a. Gene Ontology annotation, cellular component: cytoplasm. Gene Ontology annotation, molecular function: protein-L-isoaspartate (D-aspartate) O-methyltransferase activity. The record is from RefSeq and is a predicted model, not a curated record. Gene Ontology annotation, biological process: protein modification process. Bases 364 to 1467 code for a protein of 367 amino acids. The transcript has 6 exons. NCBI's taxonomy places the organism in Eukaryota, Metazoa, Chordata, Cladistia, Polypteriformes, Polypteridae.